Larimichthys crocea (large yellow croaker) is the source of this 1900-nucleotide messenger RNA. It is a transcript of the gene rnaseh2c, whose product is annotated as ribonuclease H2, subunit C. The transcript is spliced from 6 exons. Gene Ontology annotation, biological process: RNA catabolic process. The record is from RefSeq and is a predicted model, not a curated record. Bases 191 to 652 code for a protein of 153 amino acids. Gene Ontology annotation, cellular component: ribonuclease H2 complex. Lineage: Eukaryota; Metazoa; Chordata; Actinopteri; Sciaenidae.
UUUCAGCGUAGUAGAAGACGCUCUCGUCCAAUCACACGCAGCGACCGGCGCAAACCGGAAGAGCUUUAGACGUUUUUACAUUACACACGGUGUUUGGGAAACUACAGAGAGUUUAUGCAGGAUUUGACCGGGAGCCAGUGGAGCUGUUGCAGGACAGGAGUGAUGUGGUGGAUGAAAGAGAGCUCUGGUGAUGAUGCGGGCAGCUGAAUUCUGGACCAGUUGGAGCUUAUGGAGAGAUUUAAUGUCCUGUAACACAAGCGUUACUCGUGUUCAAAUGUCCUCUGUGGGUCAGGCACAGCGAGUCCCAGUCCACCUGAUGCCCUGUGAGAUUGAAAACGACGGGCCGGCCCAGGUCUCACAAUACUUCACUGCUACCACAAAAGACUGCAAACAAGAGAAGACAGUGUCAUUCAGAGGACGUGGGUUGAAGGGGCAAGAGAUCAGCUGUCCACAGGGCUACACUGGCUUGGUGCUGAAAGAGAUCAACAAGCCCGGCUCUGACCAAGAGGACAGGACAGUGAGGUUAUCCUCCGUGUUUGAUAAGCUGACAUACUGGAACCUGGAGACACAUCCAAACUCUGACGAUACAAUUGUGAUGGCAAUGGAUUGGCCAGAGAUGGCUGAGGCGAUUCACGGACCAGUGGAAGACUGAAGGGGGAGAUAAAACUACCUGCGUCACCUCAGAUGGUCAAAAUGAAAUGUACAGUUUACUUGUUACAGUCAGUGAAAAGCCUUCAAUGCUAUGUUGCUUCAAGCUUAUUUUGUUAUAUGCUUUGUUUUGUAGUAAAAUCAAGAAAAAUAAAAUGUGCAUUCUGUGAUCCACUGAAACAUUAACACAAUAUUUACACAUUGUUUCUACUGAACAGUGUUUAUUCACAAGGUGACAUUUAGAUUUUGCACACUGACUACCAUAAAACCCUCUAAGUCAGGGCUUUUCAAAGUCUGAGACUAAAACUUGGAAAAAAGGGUGCCUUCUCAUAACCCCACCCCCAGUUUACUUUCUUAGUUUUGCUCAAUUUACUUGCUGUCUAUGGGAUAAGGACUGUUAUUUGAUCCCAUGGACACUUAAUUAAGUUAAGAUGUCCUGAUAUUGCCGUUUGACAUAGCGUCAGACCAAAUACAUCCUGUCAAAAAUCCAGAUUAAAAAUGGAAAGAAAUAAAAAAUCCAACAAAAAAAUACAAAUAUAGGCUAUUCGGUGUGAUCUCCUUUUGAUAACUAAUGUAAUACCUUUUCACUUCCAUCCACUGAAACUGUUUAUGGCCCACCUCCCACUUUGAAAACCUGUGCUCUAAACAAUCACUGAACUGUCUCUCAUGAGUAUCCAGUGUAAUACUCUUGGGUUUAUGUGGGCAUUUCAAUACUAGUGAUGUCUCUUACAAAACACGGUGCAGGAAAGUUUCAGUCAUUCAGGUACAUUUAAAGUUUCACUUUAAACAUUUAAAGAGAAGGCAGAGUUACUGCAUGUGUCAUGGUCUGCUCAUACUGUAUACCGUGUCAAACUACAGGAGAAACACUAGAGAAGGAAAGGUCACCUGUAAUGAGCAAAGCCAACACGUUAAGGGUGGAUCCCUAAAUGUAUUAACUCCUCAUUGCCUCAUGACCCCUGCUGUCCUACCAGGAAACAUAAGUUGGAAGUUGAACAAUUACACCUGUUGUUCAUUGCUAAAAACUUUUAAUUGGACCUAAUGGAGAAUGCUAAAAUGCCAAAGUUUGAAAUAUCACAAGUUAGGACAAGACAGCCACAGUGCAAAGAAAAUCCGACUGAAUUUACAGCUGCAACAGAAAAUUGUGGGGGGCGGUUAUUUUUCUAAAAGACAGGAGAAAAUAAGAGACGUUUCAUACUGUAUCAUUUCAGUUUGUAUAGCUGCCGCUGAUAUUUAAUCCUAAUAAAAAAAAAAA